Messenger RNA from Fonsecaea multimorphosa CBS 102226, 639 nucleotides. RefSeq lists its product as uncharacterized. The transcript has a single exon. Gene Ontology annotation, molecular function: zinc ion binding; RNA polymerase II cis-regulatory region sequence-specific DNA binding; DNA-binding transcription factor activity, RNA polymerase II-specific. Gene Ontology annotation, biological process: regulation of transcription by RNA polymerase II; DNA-templated transcription. The record is from RefSeq and is a predicted model, not a curated record. Gene Ontology annotation, cellular component: chromatin. Bases 1 to 639 code for a protein of 212 amino acids. Lineage: Eukaryota; Fungi; Ascomycota; Eurotiomycetes; Chaetothyriales; Herpotrichiellaceae.
AUGUCCGUCAAUCUCGCUCACUACACUCUGGGAGACAUGGCGCUCGAGGGAGGUAAUGGCUUUCCUACUGUUCAUGCAACGGAUAUAAUGGAUUGUCUCGAAACUUGGGCAAACGAUCCGCUUGCGACGAAGACAGUUGAGAUUGUCCAGGCAGUUGAGACAUCAGCUCACGGCCCUAAGGUCGACGGCUCUGGUGUAUUCGACCACUCAUCUUCUCCGGGGGUAUCAUGCAUCGAUUUCUUUUCACCUCCUCAGCUCCGUAAAUUUCUGGACAUAUACUGGAAGAAGUGGUAUCCAAAUUGGCCAACAAUUCACAGACCUCUCUUCGACCCACUACGGACUCCGAGUAUACUUAUUGCAGCAAUGACUAUCAUGGGAGCCUGUCACUCGACAACAUCCCAGGACUGCGCAGACUCGAAGCUUUGGGCAAAUGUUGUUGAGAAAUUGGUCUUCGACGAGUUAGAGCAAAUCAAAGGCGGGCCGUGUGAGGUUGACCGACGAAACAUGAUCAAGCUCCUUCAAGCAGCCUGCAUCAUGUGUAUUUACCAACAUUGGAACGGAACCAAUAGCAGCAAGAAGAGAAUAAGGAGACAGCGCUUUGUGACCUUGGUCAGCGUGAGUAACUAUGCCACAAAUUGA